This is a messenger RNA of Nicrophorus vespilloides, 2574 nucleotides long. Its product is annotated as protein croquemort-like. Gene Ontology annotation, cellular component: cytoplasm; membrane. The transcript is spliced from 7 exons. Bases 383 to 1939 code for a protein of 518 amino acids. Gene Ontology annotation, molecular function: scavenger receptor activity. The record is from RefSeq and is a predicted model, not a curated record. Lineage: Eukaryota; Metazoa; Arthropoda; Insecta; Coleoptera; Silphidae.
AGUUGCUAGAUAAGAAAUAAAUAGUGCAUUGCAGUGCUCCAGACUUGACUUGUCUUACAGUUGCUACGAUCGCGGCGUUCUCGUACCGUUUCCACCACUUUCUGAAACCAAACUUUCACGUAAUCUCGUUGCCGCCGCUGAUAGAGUCCACCAGCACUGAAACAAGCUUACAAAAUACGCUAAUCCCAUCCAACACAGACGAUGACAUAGAAGUGUGCAUGCCCCAACGCCGCUCAAAGUUACAACAGAAUUCUUACAAACCACGUCUCCUACUGACAUUGUGCAGUGCGCAAAUACCUUUAAUUGGAAUUACUUUGCCACGCAUAUUUAUACGAAUUGUCGACUGAAAUCACGAUCAUUGAGUUUAUCACAUUUAUUCCAGAUGGUGAAGUUAAGCCCAAUGCAGCCGAACUACGGCAAACGCAACUGCGGUAAAGUCGUGAUCCUCUCCGCCAUCAGCAUCACUUUGGGGAUUUCCCUCUUGGUCACAUGGCCACUCAUCUUCGAUACGGCCCUAAAGUUCGGAUCAACUUUAUCAAAGAAUUCGAUGGCGACGAAGAUUUGGCAAGAGAAUCCGAUGCCUUUGUAUUUGGACUUCUACUUGAUGAACUGGACAAAUCCGCACGAGAUUUAUAACAAAGAUGUUAAGCCUAGAUUCGUGGAAGUCGGACCUGUACGUUUUCAAGAAACCAAAACAAAGGUUAACAUCACUUGGAAUGCUAACAACACGGUGACCUUUAACCAGCAGAAGAAGUGGGUGUUCGAUGAGGCUGGAAGUGCUGUCGGUUUGGAUGUGAACAUCACCUCGAUCAAUCCUGUGACUGUGUCCGGAUCGUACCAGGCGCGAAAUUGGGGAUAUUGGAUGAAGAAAGGCUUUCAACUCUCGCUGAGUUCCGUUGCUCCUGAGAUACACAUCACGAAAACAAUCGGAGAAAUCGUUUUCGAUGGUUACGAAGACUUCUUCGUGAGUUUCAGCAAAGCAGUCCCAUUUCUAUCCAAUCUACCUCAGAUGGAUAAAUUCGGUUGGUUUUACACGAGAAACAAUUCUUAUACCUUUGAUGGUACUUUCAACAUGGACACGUCGCAGGAUAAUUACGGUGUUUUGAACAGCUGGAAUUACCAAGACAAAACCGAAGCCAAUCCCGGCAAAUGCGGCGAGGUGCGUGGAUCUGCCGGAGAGCUCUUCAAGAAACACCAUAAUCGCACCAACAUCGAAUUCUUCUCUCCAGAUAUGUGCAGAACCGUGAUGCUCGAUUACGAGGAAGAUGUUAAAGUCAAUAAUAUCGACGGAUAUAAAUUCUCAGCUGGAAUUAGCCUUUUCGACAACGGAACCUUGAAACCUGAAAACGGUUGCUUCUGCAAUGGUGAAUGCGUUCCGUACGGUGCUGUGAACGUAUCCGAAUGUCGGUAUGGUACACCGGCUUUCGUCACUUUACCACAUUUUUACGGAGCUGACCCAUAUUAUACCAAUUCAAUUGAAGGUCUACGGCCAGAUAAAAAUAAGCAUCAGUUUUAUAUUAGCUUGGAACCGACUACUGGAAUACCCAUUGAUGUUUCUGCAAGGUUGCAAUUAAAUCUUUUAUUGCAACCAAUUAAAUAUGUUAGAACAUUUGAGAACGUUCCAAAGGUUUUCUUCCCGGUGCUGUGGUUCGAGCAAGUGGCGAAGAUUCCGGACCAUUUAUCCAUCAUGCUGAGGUUCCUAUUGGCCAUGCCGCUGAUCUGCAGAACGCUCGGAUUUGUGUUCAUUGUGUUCGGAGUAUCGCUAAUAGCCUACAUUACACACAGGCCCAUUAUCCAAUUGUUCCAACAAAGGACGCAUCCACACAAAAAGAAUAUUUUUAUAGUUCACGAAAUCGUGCCGUUGACGCAAGGCGUCAUAGAGAAGACACGGACGAAGGAUAACAUCAAGAAACAUCGCGACGAGUACUUGCUGAUGUGACUCUCCAAAGUUUCUCCAAUACAUACAACAUAAGAUCAUCAAAAUCAUCAUCAUCAUCAUACAGCCGCGGUGAGACAAUGUACUGACUAUAAAAAGAGUUUUGUCUCUACUGUUUUCGGCUUCCGCGCUCAUCAACCACAAGUGAUCUGCAAGUAAGUCCGAAUCCAAAGUAUCCAUCCAUCCAUCAUCGGUGUAACUAAUGUAUCUACAAAAAAAAUCCAUGGGACCAAGUAUACACGAUAAGAUUAAAGUGCAUGUUUAUACGGUUUGCGCGCUUCUUGAAAGCGAUCCAAGUAUAAUAUAUAUAUGCAUAUAUUCCUUGUUUACUAUAACUUACUGUUAAUAAUACAACUUCUUUUUAUAUUUAACUUAAUAAUAAAAAUAAACAACGUCCAAAGAGUUUAAAUAAAUACAUUUACUUUCAAUUACUGAACUCGAUAUAACCCAAUAAAUGUAUCCAUAUUUGGUUCUUUUAAGUAUCCCGAAAAUACUGGCAAAACAUGUUAAUUCUGUAAGUAUGCAGUGUAAAUAUGGACUUCCACCUGUGUGCACUUUCUUUAUAGAAGACAACAACAAAAGUGCAAUAUCCUCUUGUAAAAUGAACGGCUUCCUCAUUAAAAAAAAAAACAAAACGA